GAUGUUGCUGAACGUCGUCCGGUGCCGUGAAUCGCGUAAAGUCAAAAAAUAAACACGGGCACCCGUUCCUGUGAUCGUUCCGUCGAAUUAUUUGGACGCUCGACGAAAUGGACAUUUGCAUUGUGUCAGUUGCGUAUAGGGAGAUGGAUUGAACGACGACUUCAAGACUCGUCCGAUGUUGAUCGCCGUCUUCCGAGCGAGUGGGCGUUCGUCGACAAUCGCGGUCACGACGAGAAAGACAAUUGACACUUGAUCCCGUGCGCGAAGAGACCAUUUCCUGCGAGUGCCGUAUACGUCAACGCGGGAGAAGAGCAGCGUGUCGGAAGUCUCCAUUGGAGUUGUGGUAUUUUGAUUCCCAGUGUAUCCUAGAGAAGACGCCCUUGGUUUCCCUCGUGCAAGCUUAGCAACUUUCCUCAAGGUAGUAAAUCAGGAUAGACUAUUUACAAGUGUUACGGAGACUAGAGUUCUCAAAACAACAAAUCUCGUUUAGGGUAGAUAGUAAAAAUUGGGAUAUCGCGUGUAGAGGUUAGGUUGACGCUCUUAGGGUUAGGAAUGACCGCAGCGUGUGGCAAAACCUCGCCGAGGAGGAGAGUCGCGUAGUGUCCUGCGAGUGUCUCUGUUCACUUCUCGCUCAGGGAACACGACGUUCAGAUUCAUCGAGCGGCGAAAUCGACGUGGAAACAUGUACACGUUCAAACCGUUCGUGUUCUCCAAACAUAAGGCGAACGGGCCGGAGCAGCCGAAGGCUCGGAGCGGCCACCGGAUCGCGUGCGACCAUCGGAACCUGUACUCGUACGGCGGCUUCAAUCCAUGUGUGGCCGACACCGAUCCGGAUAUGCGUGACGAUCAGACGUGGGUUGCCAGCAAGCCACUCUUCAAGGAGCUGUGGCGCUUCAACCUAGUCAGCGAACGCUGGAAGCGUCUGCCCGGUCAAGAGAACAUGCCGAAUGAACUGGCGUCGAACGCGGUCAUACUGCGUGGCAACGCGCUGAUGGUGUAUGGCGGUACUGGCGUACCUUUCGGCGAGAGCUGCAGCAAUCAGCUGUAUGUCUGCAAUGUGGACGACGGCGCGAUGAAAAUCGUGCCAGCUACGGGCGAGCUGCCUGAACCCCAGUAUGGACAGGCGCUGGUAUGCCAUGGUUCCUACCUCUAUACAGUCGGUGGUACUACCGGUUAUGAAUACACCUGUGACAUUCAUCGAUUUGAUCUGAAAAAAGGCAUCUGGGAGGUGGUGUACAUUUGCUCGGGUAGAGACGAGUCAGAGCCACAUGGAAGAUAUAGGCAUGAACUUGCUUUUGAUGGCAAGAUGAUCUAUGUCCUGGGUGGUGGUACUUCAUCAGAAUCUUAUGGCUUCUCAGAAAUACCAGCGUUUGACUUGAAGACCAACAGUUGGAGGACUUUGAGCACGCAUGGCGAUACUGAAGAGGCUAUGGUACCGGCGCCACGACGUUGUCACGGUUCCGUUCAGUACACAGACGAGAAGACCGGUGCCACCUCGGUUGUCAUAUCGGGCGGCUACAACGGCGAGUGGGUGUUUUCUGACGUUUGGCGGCUUGACCUCGGUACGCUGCAAUGGACGCGACUGAGAGAAUGCAUUCUACCGCGUCCGGUGUACUUUCACUCGGCUGCGCUGACUCCGGAGGGUUGCAUGUAUAUAUUCGGCGGUAUAGUCAAAAUGAACAACAAGGUGCAGAGAACAAAUGCGGUUCACUCCGCUUGGCUGACAAUUCCUAAAUUGUCCGAGAUCUGUUGGCAAGCGUUAAAUCAUUAUUAUCCGUACUUGAAGAAUAGUUCAUCGGACAAGUUGCUUCACAUGGGGAUACCAUUAAAAUUUCUCAUCAUGAAGGGGUUGAUUGAAAAAGGACGCAGUCCCGGAAGGAAAAAGACAUCCUGAUCAAGAAUCUGAGGGAACGGUUUCGUCUAGGCUCCACUUCUCUGAUUCGAGCGGCUGUCUCCAAAAUUGCAAAGGAUGAUCGUCAAUCUUUGUCGCGAAGCCGGCACAUGAAGAAGAGGCGUUUCAUACUUUUAACUCAAUAAUUUUUGUAAUAAUUUAAAAAAGUUUUAAAUAGAUAAUGUAUAUCUUUUUAUUUUCUUUUUUGUACUUUUUUUUCUUGAAUCAUUUUAUACUUCGUUUUAAAUAAAUGUUACUCCGUGUACUAUCUAUUAAGAUGUAACCUCCAUAUGUGACUUCUUCAUUGCUCGGACUUAGAAUUAAACUUUAUGGACAAAUGACCUUAAUUGUUUUGAGCAUUGUAUCACGCGUCGUAAUUAUGCAAUAGAUUCUCGGUGCUGUAUACUUAAGACGUUAGCUGUACAUUUUAGCUAAUACUAAUUGAAAAGAGAGAGAGAGAAAGAGAAUGUAAUUGUAAAUAAAAAAAUUGAGGAACACAAAGGAAUCGAAA
Messenger RNA from Solenopsis invicta (red fire ant), 2402 nucleotides. RefSeq names its product kelch domain-containing protein 10 homolog (gene slim). The transcript has 5 exons. Gene Ontology annotation, molecular function: protein binding. Bases 683 to 1894 code for a protein of 403 amino acids. NCBI's taxonomy places the organism in Eukaryota, Metazoa, Arthropoda, Insecta, Hymenoptera, Formicidae. Gene Ontology annotation, biological process: positive regulation of stress-activated MAPK cascade. The record is from RefSeq and is a predicted model, not a curated record.